UAAUCACCGGUAUGCUGUGUCCCUCGGACACAGCGGAUCAGGGAAAGAGCCGAAGAUGUCGGCUGGGUCAUGUGAUCAGCUGUGUCCAAUCACAGCUGAUCACAUGGGACAUGUACACUGAUCAUCAGGGCACUGAUGAUCAGUGUGCCCUGAUGAUCAGUGUAGCCCCAGCAGUGCCACCUGUCAGUGUCCAUCAGUGCCAGCAGUCAGUGCUCAUCAGUGCCACCUGCCAGUGCCCAUCAGUGCCAGAUCAAUGCCACAUAUCAGUGCCUACCAGUGCACAUCAAUGCCACAUAUCAGUGCCCAUCUGAGCUGCCUUUCAGUGUCACCCAUCAGUGCCAGUCAGUGCCACCUAUCAAUGCCAAUCAGUGCUGCCAAUCAGUGCCGCCUAUCAGUGCCAGUCAGUGCCGCCUAUCAGUGCCACCUAACAGUGCCAGUCAGUGCUGCC
Staurois parvus is the source of this 448-nucleotide messenger RNA. The record is from the annotation of a GenBank genome assembly. NCBI's taxonomy places the organism in Eukaryota, Metazoa, Chordata, Amphibia, Anura, Ranidae.